AUGCGCUUCACUGCUCUUCUCGCUCUCGGCGCUGCCGUCGUCGUCUCGGCCCAGUCUGCCACCACCAGCGCCGCCGCUCCCGCCUCGUCCCAGGAGACUUGCCUCAAGAACUGCGGCACUGACGUUGUCUGCAGGGCUCACUGCGCCGGUGUCCCUGUGCCCGACGAGGGCCAAGUCAACGACACCACCCAGUGCGCCAUGAAGUGCCCCCAGGGCGACGGCAGCCCCUCGGACACGCAAAAGUACUCCGACUGCGUCCAGGGCUGCAUCUCGCAGCACUUCUUCAACUCCCAGUCGGGCACCCCCAGCGCCACCGGCGGCUCCGGCGCCGGCGCCGCUGCCGGCAGCUCUGUCACGGCCACCGCCUCCAGCUCCAGUGCUGCCGUCUCCAGCGCGAGCUCCGCCGCCGGUAGCAGUGCCAGCAGCGCCGCCCACAGCUCCGCCAGCUCCGCCGCGUCCAGCGCCUCCAAGACCGCCGAGGCUUCGCAGAGCAGCACCAGCGCCAGUGCCAGCGCGACUGCCACCAAGAAUGCCGCUGCUGGCCUGACUGGUGUCUCGGCCACCCUUCUCGGCUUCGUCGCUGCUCUCUUUGCUCUCGGAUCGGGAUAUGAACUGUUAGUCAAUCUGGUGUCAUAG
Cordyceps militaris CM01 is the source of this 636-nucleotide messenger RNA. RefSeq lists its product as uncharacterized. The coding region runs from base 1 to 636 and encodes 211 amino acids. The record is from RefSeq and is a predicted model, not a curated record. The transcript has 4 exons. Lineage: Eukaryota; Fungi; Ascomycota; Sordariomycetes; Hypocreales; Cordycipitaceae.